AUGCCGCCGGAGGUGGUGAUGUACGGGAACGUGACGCCGGCGAUGGGGUGCACGGUGAUCGAGUUGCUGACUGGACAGCGGCCGUACAGCGAUUGGAAUCCUGAUCACCGGCAGCACGCCGAUUCGCUUCUCCAGCAUCGGUUCGUUGCUGAUUAUGGUGUGAUUGGCAUCGGGAGCAAGAAAUUGGUGUCCUCGGCGGCGGCGGCGGCCGUGAUGAACGGUGGAGCAGCAGAAACAGAGAUCCCCUGUUGUCUCUCAUUUUCCUAUGCUUCGUCAUGA
Molecule: messenger RNA, 279 nt
Organism: Linum tenue
Lineage: Eukaryota; Viridiplantae; Streptophyta; Magnoliopsida; Malpighiales; Linaceae
Source: the annotation of a GenBank genome assembly